AACAGAGAAGCCAGCCAGACCCCCGUCAUAUGAACAGAGAAGACAACAAACCAGAAGAAAACCCAACUGAUCCACAUGGUGAGUCUGCUACCUCUGAUGAAGAUGGAUAUGAGAAACCCUCCAGCAUGAAGGUAAGAAGAAAGGAGAAGAAAGCAUGGCAGACAGGAGCUCCUCUCUCGCAGCAGAGGGGUAGUAACCUGGAUGAAGCUGUCAGCAAGCCUCAGAGUGCCCCCCUGAGGAAGCCAGAAAAUGUUGGGGCUAAGAGAAGAAAGACCGGAACAGGAAGAGAAGAGGCGUUUGUGGAAGAAGAGGGGGGGGUAGGGAUGCCAUCAGGUGUUCCAGCCCCCUCCCCAAGUGAAACAGGCAACUCGUCCAUGGUUCCCGACACGGUGGAAGUCGUUGUGCCCGACCGGCUGCCCGGGGUGGCUCCGACAGGUCAUCCCGGGGAGGAGAUGGACACUGGGCAAGGUGACGGAGACGGGACAACCCCUGUUCCGGCGAAGAGGAAUCCUCUCCUUAGUCCCCUACCGGAGGAUCUUCAGGAGGAGUUUUCUUCUUACAGGAAUGUGGCAUCCCUCACCAAGCAUCAUACAAGAAAUAUGAAGAAGACUGGAAGCAUGGCCCCUCAGUGUGGUCAGGGUCCAACGCAUCUAAAUCUGGAGGAGUUGCUAUACUUUUUAAGGAUGUUUUUAAUACCAAGAUUUUACCACAGUCAUGGAAAAUGGAAGGACUUAUCCUGGAGCUGCAUCCACAGUUGCCUUCCGUGCCGGGCUUUCCAACACCGUAGAGGAUUUGCAAGCACAGCAAAGUGUCCAAGAGAGGGAUGCCACGAAGAGGAGACUGUUUUACAUCUUUUAUGGACAUGUGAUUUUUCUAGAAGGAUAUGGACUAAAAUGCUGCCACUUUUAAACAAAAUUGCUGCUAUAAAAGACUUGGACUAUAAUAUGGUUUUAUAUGGGUGUUUGGAUUGUCCCGGCGAACAAGAGAAACGGAAGGCAUGGCAAAUAAUAAACUGUGUGAAGGCAGCUCUGUGGAAAAAUAGGAAUAUUUUAUUAUUUAAAAAGGACAUUUUAUCUUUCGAUGAUGUUAUUGGAAUGAUUUUAAGUGAAAUGUACAUCUAUCUUUUAAUCGAUAAACAAAGUGAUGAGUUUGCAUUCUUAAAAUGGCAUUUUACCGACUGGCAUAUGUGAAAUUGUAAAAUUGUAAGUUUUUUAUGUUCCCCUGGUUUUAAUGCUAUGUAACUA
This is a messenger RNA of Hyla sarda, 1244 nucleotides long. RefSeq lists its product as uncharacterized. Bases 30 to 1190 code for a protein of 386 amino acids. The transcript has 4 exons. The record is from RefSeq and is a predicted model, not a curated record. Lineage: Eukaryota; Metazoa; Chordata; Amphibia; Anura; Hylidae.